ACCGAUUAUUUUACAAAUUCCGUGACCGUCUUUAUUUUCCUCCCAAGAAUAAAAUUAAAAUUAAAAUUAAAAACGCUUCUUAAAACCCUGCCGAUAGCGGAAGGAGCUCUCCACAAGUUCUCUAAUGGCGGCGAGUCUGGGAAAUCUGCCGGAAGAAGUGAUGAUCGAGAUUCUGUCGAGGCUACCGCCGGAGUCUCUUGUCCGAUUCAAGUGCGUACGCAAGUCCUGGUACGCCCUAAUCAACAACCCUAAUUUCGCCACAAAACAUUUCGCCAAUUUUCCCCAAUCCUCCACCACUGUUCUUCUCAAGCGUCUCGUCACCGAGGAAUCUGGCAACAAACAAAAUAUGUUCACAUUCCUCAAAUUUCCCCUCCACGAUCAUCAAUCGGCAUCCGUUCUGGACUUCGAUUUGCCAUUCGAUGAGAAUUUUCAGUAUUUCGAAUUCCGCGGCCAUUCUCACGGCUUAGUUUGCCUAUCCGACCUCCGCAGCGAUAUUAUCCUCUGCAAUCCGGCCACCAGGGAGUUCCGCAAGCUCCCGCCGUCGAUCCUUCUCCUCACCGAACCCCCGGAGGAG
Molecule: messenger RNA, 574 nt
Organism: Momordica charantia (bitter melon)
Lineage: Eukaryota; Viridiplantae; Streptophyta; Magnoliopsida; Cucurbitales; Cucurbitaceae
Source: RefSeq, a predicted model, not a curated record